GAAAGGUAAGCAGUAUAAACCAUAUUAAUCCUGAGUAAAAUGAAACUAAUGUGGUACCUGCUGGUUGAUUAUCCGACCAACAGUGGCGCAAGUCAAUCCGCUGUGUGGCGCACGGGGGCGCGCUGCGCGCUGCAGAUGUGUCGCAGAUUUAAAAAGUCACUGUACUCAUCUAGUACAAGGAAAUGGAGCAGUGCAAAGCAUAAAAUACUGAAUUGUAAACAAGGCAGGCGGAAGAGAGGGAACGUGUGCAGCCAUUCUAACUGUGCAUGGGAUUUCUAUUUCAGUUAUUUUAACGCCAAGAAGGAAAAACACAGAGACGUUCACAGCUACUUCAUUAUUUUUUUAGAGGAAUAACUUAACCAAUGGAACUGUCGGCAAUCGGUGAGCAAGUGUUCGCUGUGGAAUCAAUUAUAAAGAAAAGAGUUAGGAAGGGUCAUGUAGAGUAUUUAUUGAAGUGGAAGGGCUGGCCUCCAAAGUACAGCACAUGGGAGCCAGAGGAACACAUCCUAGACCCUCGACUGGUUUUAGCCUAUGAGGAAAAAGAACAGAGAGACAGGUCAGUGGGGUGGCGCAAAAGAGGGCCGAAACCGAAAAGACUCAUCAUGCAGAGGAACAUUUACGCAAUGGAUCUACGCAGCACACACAAAGAUACAGAGAAGUCUUCAGCGCAUCUGCCGCUUUCUUUGACCCGGUCGCUUGACCCAAGGUUCCAGUCCUCAGGGACCUGUAUAUAUCGACGAUUAACCCACCAUAAGAAAAAGAAGAAAACAUCCAGAGAGACUUCUGAGGAAGAAUGGGAUAGAAGGGAAGAAGAAGAUGAUCAUGUUGAUGAUGAUGAUGAUGAUGAUGAUGAGGGGGUUAUGGAGGAGGAGGAAGAGGAGGACACAAGACCAGGAGGAACUAAAACUGGCAGCAAUAGUUUAAACAAGCUUGUCAGGAGGGGAGCCUGGAGUCCAACCACUGAAUCAGAGGCAAUGACAAUCUCUCCUAUAUCUGAGGACUGGAGUCCAGUUAUGGGCCCAGAGGAGGUAACUGUGACAGAUAUCACCAUCAACUCACUGACUGUGACUUUUAGAGAGGCCUUCGUAGCAAGAGGGUUCUUCAGGAGCUGGGAGCUGGAGAUCUGACAUUACAGAGACUGAGUAUGUUGUGAGCGAGGGGGAAAGAGAAUCGGUACAUCCUCUUUUUUUUCCUUUUUUGCUUUGAUUAUGCGCUUGCACAUUUUCCACCAUUGUUUCAGACUACAUUUGCACUAUUAGUUCUAAUCAAGUUAAAACCUUUCAAAAUGUUGUUUCAGGAUUGUGAUUGCAAUCAAUCACAGUAACAAUGAUUAAAUUCGUUACAGUACUGAUAGUAUUAUGAAGUUGUAUUGGCCAUUAAACAAAUCAAGCUAGUUUCUCUGAUACUGAUUUUGCCAUGUUUUGUAGUUUACAGAUUUAACUAGCCGAGUUAAGCUUAAUUUGGUCUGGUCAUGUACUUGCAUAAUGCUAGUACAGUGUGAUUAGCACAAUUAAAAAUUCUGAAAAGCCAAGCUGUAACAAAUAUGUCUAUACAUUUACACAUUAGAUAUAUGUAUACAUGAUAUGCUUGGUAAACAUAUUAUUCUAUUGACUUUUAAUUUAAAUUGCACACCUCAUAUGCAGUUAACUAGAAUUAGUGGCCUCCCUAUACUUAAAAAUACAACUAUGGAAAAGCAUUUCAACACUUUGUGUGCCAUCUUUGAGACUUAAUAAACAAAAA
Molecule: messenger RNA, 1740 nt
Organism: Megalobrama amblycephala (Wuchang bream)
Lineage: Eukaryota; Metazoa; Chordata; Actinopteri; Cypriniformes; Xenocyprididae
Product: chromobox protein homolog 7-like
Exons: 6
Coding region: 363-1127 (254 amino acids)
Biological process (GO): negative regulation of transcription by RNA polymerase II
Cellular component (GO): PRC1 complex
Source: RefSeq, a predicted model, not a curated record